AUGUGCAUGUGCACGAGGGCCUCGCCUGCCUCUAUACCACCACCGGACGUCGCCACAUUCGUCAGCCUCCCUCACGACCUGUUGUGCCGGAUCUUGGCUGCGGUGCCGAAUUUCGACGGAGCGAGCUGCCUCAAUGCAAUCGGAUUGGCGGCAAAAGCUUGCUCUGCUCUUGGCGCUGCGGCGGCCGACGAGGAGACGUGGCGGCGCGUGGCCGUGGCUCGGUGCAUUGGCGUGACGCUGCGAACGGAUUCGUGGCGCGAGGCUGUGCUCGGCGCGCGAGAGGCCGCAUGCGAGCGGCUGACGGAUGCCUCUGCCGGCGUCGCAGUGUGUGCGUUGCCGAUUCGGGUCGCCUCGCCGAGCCGAGACGCUCCCGUCGUCUCGAUGUCCUCCUGCGCGGCGCCGCUCGGCGUCAAGCAGCGUCACUUUGACGAGGCGGUCGAGCGGCUCGGCGCGUGCCUCUUCGACGGAUACACGCGUCCCUGGGUGGCGGACUGGCUGCUGCGCCCGCAAGCCAUCAGCGAGCCCCUGCGGGCCCUGGCCCUGUGUCACGCGGCUCGCAGCAGCAAGCCAUCCUCGCUCGCCUCCCUGCUCGCCGCGGUGCCGCCCCGCACGCUCUCGCGGACGGUCGAGCUUCGUGUCUCCUCCUUCAGCGAGAAGCGAGACUGCCGCGGCUUCCGCGCCAGGGACGAGCGCAAGACGCUGACGGCGAGCGUGCUCGAGCUCGCCCUCUCCGAGGACCGGCACCCGAUCUGGGCCACGCUGCGGCGGGGCGUGGUGAUGGAGGUGCGCGACCUGACGCUCUCGAGUGCAGUCGAGUCGCCCCUCUCCGCCUAGGGAGGGUACCAUAGGGAGCCGCGCCAGCCACCAGAGCCCCCUCGCCCCACCGCUCGGCCGUCUAGAGGCGGCGCCGCAACCCACACAGCCGCACCUGUUGGCCGCUUGUACACACUCCUCGCCUGCUCCCCGACACACUUGCACUCACACGUAUCGCGCGAUGGGACGGCUCGACUUUGCGCGCCUGGGCGCCUGACGCCUGGUCGCAGGCGGUUUGCCGUGUAACGGUGAUCCCUGAUCGGUGUGUCACGCAGUCUCUCCCUUCCAGUAUGGACCCAGUAUCCAGAGUGCAGAGAGGCCCAAGUGCCGUGUGUAUACUGGGUAAUAAAACUUUGAGUGAGGUGGUG
This is a messenger RNA of Emiliania huxleyi CCMP1516, 1181 nucleotides long. RefSeq lists its product as hypothetical. The transcript has 4 exons. The record is from RefSeq and is a predicted model, not a curated record. Bases 1 to 834 code for a protein of 277 amino acids. Lineage: Eukaryota; Haptophyta; Isochrysidales; Noelaerhabdaceae.